UAUAUCAAAGUUGAGCUUGGGGAUGGAGAAGAGCAGGUCAUUUCCCGAGUACUCGUCCUCUUAUGCCGGCGAGUUCGGGUUCCAUGACAGAUCAAAUUCUUAUAGCUUUAAUGGGCCGUGCAACAAGGGGAGUGGUUUUGCGACGUCUAAUGAUCCGGAGCUAAAGAGGAAGAAGAGGAUUGCUUCAUAUAAUGUGUUUACCGUGGAAGGGAAGCUAAAGACUUCCGUAAGGAGCAGCUUCAAGUGGAUCAAGACCAAGUUGAGCGAUAUACGAUAUGGUGUGUGAGUUGCAGAGACUGUCCUCACUCCUCAGCCACGAAGUGAUCAUUUCUCACCCUUCACUGUAUAGAGUUUGGCGUCAAAAGUGUGUGCAGCGAUUGGAUGAUGGUGUGUGGCUCUUGUUGCAUGGGAAACUACAUGCCAUGCAUCAAUCCAGGGAGGCCUUUUUGGGUAGAUUAGGUAGUAUGUUUUGAUGAACAAGAGCUGAACCCAUCCCCCCGUUUUUUGUUCUCUUUUUGCUUUUUGAUCUUUCAUCAAAACUUGGUAUCCAUAUUUCUAUCAGAUGUACAAAUACCGAAGGGUGUGAAUGAUGAUUUUGAUGGUCCUUUGAAAGAUUUUGUAUGUUUUACUGAUCUUUUUGGCCAAA
Messenger RNA from Vitis riparia (riverbank grape), 646 nucleotides. RefSeq lists its product as uncharacterized. The record is from RefSeq and is a predicted model, not a curated record. Lineage: Eukaryota; Viridiplantae; Streptophyta; Magnoliopsida; Vitales; Vitaceae. The transcript has a single exon. The coding region runs from base 23 to 286 and encodes 87 amino acids.